AUGACCGACAAGAACCCCUUGAGCGUUGCGAUAGUAGGCGGCGGUAUAGCUGGCGUAACUCUGACCAUCGCUCUUCUCCAAAAAUGUCCACACAUGCAAGUCACGCUCUACGAGUCCGCCAGCGCAUUUGGUGAAAUUGGUGCUGGAGUUGGCUUUCAGCCAGUCAUGGUGCGGACCAUGAACCUAAUCGAUCCACGCAUCGGCGCUGCCUUUGACAAGUGCAGCAAGGGAAACGACGAUGUCUACGACCCGCCGCUGUGGUUUAGGAUGAGAGUUGGUGAUGAGCGAAAGGAGGAUGUCAAGCUGGGUGAGCAGAUUUUCGAGCUUCCGGCUAGGAAAGGACCGAGGGGUGGCGUACACCGUGCACAUUUCCUGGAUGAGCUUGUCAAGCUGGUACCGGAAGGGGUGGCGCAGUUUAAGAAAAAGUUGGUUGAUGUAGCAGAGGGAGAGGAUGAUGAUGUGCUACUAAAGUUUGCGGAUGGAUCGACGGCAAGACAUAGUGUAGUGUUGGGGUGUGACGGCAUCAAGUCACGCACACGACCCAUCGUAUUGAAAGGCGACUCUGAGGCGGCCAAAGCUGUCUUCUCGGGAAAGUAUGCGUACCGUGGGGUGUUGCCUAUGGAAAAGGCGUUGGAGAUUCUAGGAGAGUCGGCAAGAGAUCCACAGAUAUUCAUGGGAUUUCAUGGGCACGUGCUAGCUUUCUCCUCAAAGCCUACGUGGGGUGACCCCAACUGGGUAGUUUCAACGUCACGCGAAGAUAUGCUCGAAGACUACAAGCACUGGAGCCCAGCUGUCCGCGCCAUAAUGGAUAGUCUCCAAAAACCCGACAUCUGGGCUCUUUUCAAUCACCCACCUGCACCAACCUACUACACGACUAAGCCUCUCAUCUGCCUCGUCGGCGAUGCCGCUCACGCUUCCACGCCACACCAAGGCGCAGGUGCUGGCAUGUGUAUCGAGGAUGCAUAUAUCCUCAGUGAGCUGCUAUCGCAAUGUCACACCAAGAGCGAUUUGCAAAAGGCAUUUUACGCGUACGACGCGGUAAGAAGACCGCGGACUCAGAAGCUGGUGAAGACUAGCCGAGAAGCGGGUAUGUUGUGGGAUUUUGAAGGAGAGGGUAUUGGGGACGAUUUAGAGGCUUUGGAGAAGAAUGCGACUACGAGGAUGAGCUGGAUAUGGGAUCAUGAGAUUUUGGGUGAUCUUGCAAUGGCGAAGGACAUGAUGGCGGAAGCUUGA
Messenger RNA from Pyrenophora tritici-repentis Pt-1C-BFP, 1233 nucleotides. Lineage: Eukaryota; Fungi; Ascomycota; Dothideomycetes; Pleosporales; Pleosporaceae. The record is from RefSeq and is a predicted model, not a curated record.